This is a messenger RNA of Amoebophrya sp. A25, 2314 nucleotides long. The record is from the annotation of a GenBank genome assembly. NCBI's taxonomy places the organism in Eukaryota, Dinophyceae, Syndiniales, Amoebophryaceae.
CCUCUAACCUCCGGCGCUGCGAUCAUCGGUUCAUCCGUUUCUUUCCGGUACCCUACGCGACCAGACGUCGCUGUCCUAGAGGAUGUGAAUUUUCGGAUCCAAGCCAAUACGAAAGUCGCUUUCGUAGGCGAGUCCGGUAGUGGGAAAUCUACUAUUAUGGAAGGAAAAAGUGCACUCACACUCAAGAAAGUAGCUCCUUUCCUACUUGAAUCUUAGUCAAUUUGUUGAGUGUGAGUGCACUUUUAUUCCUUUCAUAACUAUCAUUCAACUACUAGAGCGCUUCUACGACGUCACCAAUGGCGCGAUCGAGAUAGAUGGGGUGAACGUCAAGGAGUUUGGGCAUACGGAACUGAGCGACCUGAUAGGCUACGUGCAGCAAGAACCAGUGCUUUUUCAAUGCACUUUGAGGGAGAAUUUGUUGUAUGGGAUUGCGGAGGAGAGGAAGGUACUUGUUGAUAAACUUGUAAAAUUAAAAUUAUAGGUUGCGGAGGAGAGUAUGAGUCAGGAUGAGGCACUUUCGUAAAGAAAUAGAUCAUGGUUGUAAAAUAGAUACAUAGAACAUACGUUCCAUUUCAAAUAUCAUGUCAUACCUUCCAUGUUUUUCAAGAAUCAAAGGUAUCCGAUGCUGACUUGAUAACGGCUUGUAAGCAAGCACAAAUAUGGGAACUGAUAGAGUCUCUGCCAGACAAACUCGACACACUACCUGGCCAAGGUGGUUCUCAACUCUCAGGCGGGCAGAAACAGCGGAUAGCAAUUGCGCGAGCGCUAGUCCGGAAACCACGCAUAUUGCUGCUGGAUGAAGCCACGUCAGCUUUGGACUUAAGGAACUUACUUGAACUUCAUAACUUCCAAUCAAUUUAGCAAUAGCAAAUGAUCGAUCUCGAGUCAUGACAUCAACUGGUCCGAGUACAAGAAAAAGGACAUCUAGAAGGAGAUCUUUUGUUCAACAUGAACAUUCAUUCAUAAAAACUUCAAAUCAUUUUAGCAAUAGCAAAUGAUCGAUCAGUAUCUCUGUAGGGAAGGUGAUUCGAUUUUGAGUUCACUUCCAAAUAAUACUAAGACUUCAUCAUAAGAGGCCGGGUCGCUUCUGUUCUAACAAAAUACGCCAGCGAACGCGAAGUGCAGGACACAGUAGAUGCCCUUGUCGGAGGAGGGUCCACGAAUGUCGGUGGUCUCACAGUGGUCAUCGUGGCUCACCGCUUAUCUACGAUCCGAAACUGCGACAAAAUUUUCUUCCUAAACCGAGGUCGUAUCCUCGAGGAAGGCAGUCAUGAGGAGCUUGUGGCCUUGAAGGGCGGAUACUUCAAGCUGACUGAGACGCAGGCGAUGUUUGACAUGCUACAGGCAGAGCAGGGGAGAAAUAAUGUGCUGGAGUUAGAGGGGGUAGCAUUAGGAGAUGGAGUGGGUGGGCGUGACGGAAUGGGUGAAGAAGCUGCAUCAAGAGGAGUACAACAACAACAACAAGAACAACAAGAUGCUUCUAAGGUCAACAACAAAGGUGGAGCUUCUUCUGGAGAUGGUACUGCAGUCACAACUACUACUAGGAAUAAAAGCAAAGAAUCUGCGACGUCUGGAGGAUCGGGUGAGGAAGAUGAAAAGAUGAAAAAAGCAGCGGAAACUACUGAGAUUCCCGCAGUUGUGUUAAAAAGCGAAGAGGAAAGAGAACAAGACCGCAUAGCCGAAAUCGGCAAGACCUAUACUGUGCCAAUGGUUCGUCUUCUCAAACUAAACACCAAACGGGAACUGAUGUUUUAUCCACUAGGAUUCAUGUUUUCGCUCAUUCGCGGGUCGAUGCAGCCGACUAUGAUGUGGAUCAUGAUGGACGCAGUGGAGCAUUUGUACUUGCAGUUAUGUUGAUGAAUGUUGAUGUGAUUUCUCCAAAACAGUAACAACGACUUCAAGUAAAUCAAAAUCUUCCUCAUCUAACCGCUGACACCGCCGAGAUGGAGAAGAAGGUGAACGAAUUCGCCCUCCAGUGCGUCGGAUUAGCAAUUGUUUUGCAGCUGGUUUUCACCGUGAGCAAUGGCUGCUACGGCUACGCUGGGUCGUGGAUGACCUAUUACGGCUAGACAAUCAACACUCUCACUUUCCGGUGUGAUGUAUCCUAGUAGCGUUUCCACUGAUUAUUUAUCUCCAAAUCCAAAUCAUAGUGAGUGUCUAUCUCUAAAACUAUCGUGCUCGUGUCUUAGUCUUCAAGACGUUUUUGGAGCAAGAUAUGACCUUCUUCGACGAACCUGAAAACAGCGCCGGACGUCUUACUGCGUUAUUGGAGAAGCAGACGGGCGAAUUGGGAUAUUUGUCUUAUGGUAGAUGA